AUGUACCGAUGUGCACUGUGCACAACGGUUUCGUUAACGUAUCCAAGUAUCGAAGAAUUAGAAGUUCAUAUCGCUGCUGACCACGUUAAUUAUGUUCCCUAUGAAUGUGAGAAAUGCCGAUUUUCUCGAUAUCCAACAGAAUUUGCACUUAUUAGUCACUAUACAAAUGAUCAUUGUAUGAAAGAAUUUUACGUGAAGUAUAAAGUAACUCCUGAUUCAGAAAGAAUGAGAGCACAAAUUAGAGAAAUUCUUCAACAAUAUUCAUUUUAUUCUUUGUUUAUUCUUUUUUGUGAAAUAAAAGCUAACGAAAUCAUUAAUAUUUAUUUAUUUUUUAAACUUGUAGCAGCUGGUUUAACUGAUACGCUAGUAUGUGAUGGCAAUUCUAUGUUUGAUGCAUCAGUAAAAGGAUUUGAGAAUGCGAGUGAUAUUGGGCAACCGUUAAGUCCAGUUAAAAAAAAAAUUAGGCCUCCACGAACAUGUUCUCUUUGUGGUUUGCAGGUCACUGGACAACGGUCUUCUCUCGUUUAUCAUGCUAAUUCAAAACAUUUGCGUGUGUCGCUGUUCUUCUGUCGACCAUGUAAUAAAACAUGGACAACAGUAACUAAAUCAGAUAUUGUAAAACAUGUAAAAGCCGUACAUGAUGGAGAUGAAAGUGUUAUUGAGGAUUAUCGGACACAAUAUGCUAAUGAAAUUCGACAGAUCACCGAUAAAUGUUUUCCUCCUCGACAUCGAGGUCCAUUUUAUCAUUUUCUUUGUGUUUAUUUGAAUCAAAGUGUGUUCAAUGAAUUUUAUCAAUGGAUUUUUGUCUGUUUUCGUGAUAGAUUUUAA
Messenger RNA from Dracunculus medinensis (Guinea worm), 828 nucleotides. NCBI's taxonomy places the organism in Eukaryota, Metazoa, Nematoda, Chromadorea, Rhabditida, Dracunculidae. The record is from the annotation of a GenBank genome assembly.